UUCCUCACAAUUCAAAUUUUCACCAUUCUCACAAUUUUGUUUCCCGGAUUUUUUCAAGCCUCAUUUUUCUCACUCACAAAACGUCAGAUUCUAGAAUGCAACACAAUGGCUUCUUCAGCAGCUGCCAAUACCCUCUUGUCUUCAUCGUACUACAGAUUUGUGUACUUUAACAUUCGAGGAGCCGGCGAGGUUUGCCGAUUGACACUGUCCUUGAGUGGUGUUCCUUGGGAGGACGUCCGAUACCCCAUUUCACUGGCAUCCCACGGUUUUUCUCCUGGCAAAGAGUUUCGGCGAGAUGCCUCGACGGGUGCUUUUGACAUCAACAUGGGAUCACUUCCCUUGUUGCAAAUUGUGGGUCGUGACAAUAACAACAAUAGUAACAAGACUGUAGUGAUGGAGACUUUGGGUCAAUCGCAUUCUAUUGCCAAGUUUGUGGCGACUCAACACGGACUGGCGGGACGAGAUGUUCUGGAGCAAGCCAAGAUGGAUGCCAUUUACGAGAACUGCCGCGAUGUGAGGGCGGCUUGGUUUCGAGCUAGGAGAGACAAAAAUGGCAAGGCAGCUUGGUUCUCUGCCACUGGGGGAAAUGAUGACGACCGUGAUCAGCCAAAAUCUCUGUGGGAGCACUGCCAAAGACUCGAAAAGGCAGUGGUGGCAACGGACAAUUCAAGCGAUAGUAGAAGUCCAUGGUGUUUGGGAGGACCAAGUCCCACUCUGGCAGAUGUUGCCAUUUAUCAUCUGCUUGCCACACCCAAACCUUCGGUGGUGACUGGGUCAGUUGCCAGUUUCUUUGAUGGAGAGACUGACCGCGUGCAGCAAGCCUAUGUGGACGAUUGUCCCAGAUUGGCAGAAUGUGUGAGAGCAUUGGGAGAGGUUCCUGCCAUUCAAGAAUGGGAAAAGAAACGACCGGAAACCUUCAAUUAGCUAGCUCUAGAGGUAGGUAGCAAAAAGCUUUGGUCGCUCUGCUGUGGCAUGAUACGCUGUCGUCCCAAGUAGAAAACAGUCUACGUCUGGUUUUGGUCACCAUCUCUGCAUCGGAGUAGAAGGUUGGACUCAAUGGGUCGACCCAUUACAUGUACGUACUCCCAGCGGGUUAGUUGAGACUCGAGGUUUGAACCAUGGUUGAAAGCUGGGAAAGUCGCUACAAUAGUAUUUGAAUUUUCCAGCUAGGCUACAUCCCAGUCAGUCCACCAGAAGCUGGUGUCUCUCUCGAGCUCUAAUGUCUGUUGCUUGCACCCUAUUUGCAUGCUCU
Seminavis robusta is the source of this 1252-nucleotide messenger RNA. The record is from the annotation of a GenBank genome assembly. Lineage: Eukaryota; Bacillariophyta; Bacillariophyceae; Naviculales; Naviculaceae.